Molecule: messenger RNA, 5398 nt
Organism: Octopus sinensis (East Asian common octopus)
Lineage: Eukaryota; Metazoa; Mollusca; Cephalopoda; Octopoda; Octopodidae
Product: tubulin polyglutamylase TTLL5
Exons: 30
Coding region: 1074-5012 (1312 amino acids)
Biological process (GO): protein polyglutamylation; microtubule cytoskeleton organization
Cellular component (GO): cilium
Molecular function (GO): tubulin binding; tubulin-glutamic acid ligase activity
Source: RefSeq, a predicted model, not a curated record
GAGAAAGAAGUAAAGAAAGGAGAAUAACAAAGAGACAGAGAGAUGAAAGAUCAAAGCAAGAGAAAAACAAAUAGAUAGAUAGAUAGAGAGAGAGAGAGGGAAAGAGAGAGAAAAAGAGAGAAAUCAAAGAGAAGAAUAUAAACGGACGGAGAAAGACUGAGAAUGUUUGUGUAAACGUGAGCAAGAAGGAAGGAGGUCGCAAGUGAAUGGGUUGUUCUGUGUGUACAAGGAAUCCCCGCCUCCCAUUGGAAUAUCUACUGUGUAGUUUAAAAGAACAACUUAAAAGGACCUGUUUAGAUAGGAAGUUAACUGUAAAACAAUAAGGUUUGCUAAGAAAGUUAACCAAGUAGGUCCACUUUUCGAAGUUGCUGCUCCGAGCCAGCUAAAGAAGCACAGUUAUACACAAAAAUCGUUGGUCUUGGUACUGUGUUGUCUCUAACAUUGGAAUAAUGUAUUGUAAUUUCUGUUUUCUUUUUAUCUAUUCAAGGCAGAUGAGGUUGGACUACAUUGCUUAGACAAAGCUGAAUUGGUGACUAGGGCGGGGAAUUAACCUUGGAUACAGAUAUACACUAACGCACAGACUAACCUACAAGCUCAUCGUAUCUACACACGCACACGUAAACAACCACACACGCGUAUAUAAAUCUAUAGAUGUAUGUGUAACAUAACAGAUAUAGCUAUAUACAUAACAGACUCUCUCGAGCCAUUUCCUCUCUAUCGGAUUAACUUAUAGGAUUUAACUAUGGAUUAUCAAGAUUUACGCUGCGACAUAGCUUUAAUAAUACAAGCCCUGCAACGAGGAGUCUGUUGACAAGGACUUAAGAGAAUGGACUAAAUAUCCAAGGUUUCACCGUCCCUAAAACUACAAAAUGCGAAUUCCGAAUGCAAUAGAAACUUGAUCCCUUCCAUGAUGGAUACCCAGCAGAUAUGGAAGAAUUGUUAACCAGAAAGUGAAAAAUAAACGGAAAAGAUAAUUUUAUACAUGCAUCCACAGAAGUACACAGACACUUAACACACACACACACGCACACACACACACACAUACACACACACGCACAGACACACACACACAUAUGAACACAGCUGCAGCAAACAUGGAAGACGAGGCUGAGGUUAAAAUGGCUGAAGAUAGCAACAAAGUUGUGGAGUCUGAUGGAGAGCCAAUGACACCAUCUGAUCACAGUGAUGCUGACCACGAUUCUAACACUAGUGAUCGGGACGAUUCAGAUUACCAGUCAGAAGAUCAGGAAAUUAGUGAUGAUGAUGACAAGCCCAAUAUCAGAUGGACUGGCUACAACAAGAAGAUCCCAGUCCUCAUCUUCCAUCCGGAGGCAGUUUUACAGAAUAAAUGUAGAUAUAAGAAAGUUGGUGAGCGCUUCCACAUGGCCUUCAAAUUUGGUAGCACUGAAAGUCGCAUAAUACGCACAGUAUUGCUAGCCCAUGGCUUUCAUGAGGUAACUUCAAAUCACUCAGACUAUAACAUAUUGUGGACCGGAGGACAUUUGAAACCUCUGACUCUUCGCAAUAUGGCCGAUUUCCAGAAAAUCAAUCACUUCCCAAGAUCCUAUGAAUUGACGAGAAAAGACAAACUAUAUAAAAAUGUUCAACGAAUGCAACAAAUGAAAGGAUGCAGAAAUUUCAAUUUUGUUCCCAUGAGUUUUGUGAUCCCUUCAGAAUAUCAGGAAUUUUGUUGUUCGUUCUGUAAAGAUAGGGGACCAUGGAUAAUUAAACCUGUGGCUUCAUCUAGAGGUCGUGGAGUACACCUAGUAAGUCAUCCAGAACAAGUGCCUUUUGAUGAACAUCUCAUUGUUUCUAAAUAUAUCCAGAAUCCUUUGCUCAUUGAUGGUUUCAAGUUUGACAUACGUCUUUAUGUCGCAGUGACAUCAUAUGACCCUUUGGUAGUGUAUCUGUAUGAAGAAGGUCUCACUAGAUUUGCAACUGUGAGAUACGACAAGAGUCAACGAAGUUUAAAAAACCAAUGUAUGCAUCUGACAAAUUACAGUGUGAACAAGAAGAGUGAUAGUUAUGUAAAAAAUGAUGAUCCUGACAUCGAAGAUUAUGGAAACAAAUGGUCCCUUGGAGCAUUAUUACGAUACCUCAAAGCAAAAGGAACAGAUACUGCUGCAAUGAUGAUGAAAAUUGAAGAUGUAGUAGUGAAAACUAUUUUGUCUGCAGAACUUCACAUUGCAGCAGCUAGUAAGAUGUUUAUUAACAACAAAUGGAAUUGUUUUGAAUUGUAUGGCUUUGAUGUCCUAAUCGAUGAUACGCUGAAACCGUGGAUCCUUGAAGUGAAUCUUUCUCCAUCUCUUGUCUGUGAUAGCCCUCUUGAUUUGAAGAUUAAAACAAACCUCAUAUGCGAUCUUUUUAGUGCCAUUGGAAUUGUCUGCCAUGACCCAAUGGUGAAGAAUUACCAACAAAUCCGGAAAAAUAUGGAACUUGCAGCUCAGAUGAACAGUGGAAAGAAUAAACCACGACGUCCAGCUUCAGCUGGUGCAAGUGCCUCAAACCAGGCAGCCAGCUACAGUAACAGCCGAUAUUUGAGGCGCAGCAUGUCUGGACUGAACAGUGAAGAAAUCAAAAUAGUGAGACGAGUUAAAGAAGAAGAAUCUCGUAAAGGAGGAUGGAUCCGGUUGUUUCCAUCACCGGAUUCUUGGGAUUUGUAUUCGCCUUUCUUGCAGUUCUCAACCACACAUAAUUUGAUGUUGCACCAACGACUUUAUCCUCAGAGACACAAAGCUAUGAUGUACAAAUGUCUCACACCAAUUAACUCACUUGCAGCUCGAGCAAAGUCUUUGUACAACAACUUGACAAACAGCGUCAGCAAUCUGUCCAAAUUUGAGAAUGAGAACUGUGAGUCGUUUAUUCUGGCACAGAGCCGUGCCCAACAGUACGAGCGAAGACUGGAUGACAGAAGAAAGGCAUCUGCAAUGGGAAAGGGAGAUAAGAAGAAGCGACGUCGAAAGAGGCAUUCGGUAACCCUUCGCUCAAAUGUAUCUGUUCACAGCCCUAAAUCCAGGGAGGAUUCAACUUCGCCAUCAAAGAAACCGAUUUCUCCUUUGGAUAAACCCAAACCAUAUUAUUAUUGCUCUCUAGAAGGCUUGGAGAAAACAGCCUUACACAGGCCAGCUCAGCAAAUGUGCGCAUCACAAAAUGGAGUUGAUCAGCCGACAGGAGAUGCUGUGUCAAACCAGGCAGCAUCUGACAAAGCUGUGUCAGAUCAGGCAGCAUCAGACAAAACUCUGUCAGUCAAGGCAGUAUCAGACAAAACUCUGUCAGUCAAGGCCGCAUCAGACAAAGCUAUUGCAGACAAAGCUAUGUCAGACAAAGCUAUGUCAGACAUGACAAUGAAGCAAAAUGCCGUCUGUCUGAACAAAGGACAGUUUUCAGACAAACACAAACUUGUGCUGAUAUUGCAAAGUGGUGGUAAUUUGAGUCAAUUGCAAGCUCGUACAGCCUUUGCUCUUUAUCUAACCAAAGUCCAGCAAAGACUUGUGGCUGAAGCAAACUCAAAUGAACCAAGUGAUGUUGAUUCAUUAACUGAACAAAUGGAUCUGGUGAUACGUUUUCUAAAGAGAGCUGCUGCCAAUUUACAGAGAAAUUUCCAAAUCAUUGCCCCUAGUAAGAAACUUGCAGUAAAGGAUCGUUGCAGAGUCUUAGCAAAAGAACUAUCUGAGUUUGUGAGGCAUUACAAAAAGGAAACUCAUCAAUUCAAGAAGCUUUUGCAUAAUGAACCAGAGAAAGCAAGUCCAGGAAUCAAUGAUGAAGAGUUCAACAAUUUCAUGUCAUCUUCUGAUGAGAAUGAGCUGGAACUAGUGUUGACGACCUACACCAAGCUGCGGAAGUCUGGCAGUAUUUUCUUGGGCAAUUGCUGCACUGGUGAUGGAGCUGCCAGCCACAACCAGGCUGGGGACAGAGACAACAAACACACAAAAGUGUUUUAUCCAGGAGACUGGAACCAGGGACAAAAGCAGACGAAAUCUUCACAGCACCGUUUGGCAAAAACAACAACGUUAUCUAAGAACACACCCGUAACACCAAAAUCUCCAUGUCUUCCUUAUGCUGGUUCAGACGCAUCAGUUGAAACCCAUGAAGAAAACUCUGUCAAGGAAGCACUUCAGUCUUUGACUAAAAAACAACAGUUGCGUCAGUACUCGGCGAAGGAAGGUAGCAGAGUCCUUUCUCAGGUCUCUCAUAUAAAGCCAGGUGCCUUUAAUGUACAUAAUCGCUCGAGGAGUUUAGACAGAAAGAGCAAGACACCACCCACAUUUUUACACUCUGCUUCCUCAUCACAAAAUGUCAACCAGAACUUGGUGAAAACUCCAGAAGAAAACCUAAAUUUUGUUAAAGUUUUCUGUGCUCGACCAAAUUCCAGUAGCGGAGGCAAAAGCCGUCUCAGACUUUCCCCUGAUUCUAUAUCGUCUCCUACAUUAAACAAGUGCCCAUCAGAUUGUCCAAAGACAGUGACUGCACUAUGUUGUCAGCGGUCCAAUAGCCACCUUACAAAGCACAGCUUAUCACUUACUGGCAGUUGUCCGCACUUGGCAGUCUCAAAUGGUCAUAAGGAUGACCCCUUGCAACAACUCAUUCCAAACCAGAAGCUGUCUGCUUCAACAGCCUCUUCAGCCAGUGAUCUCACCUCAGGAUCUUCUGAUUGGUCUGUAGCAGAUCCUCAUGCUGAUAUUAAAGUUAACCAAGGCCUGAAGAAGCCUGAUUUCCCAAAAACGUAUGUUAGUGACCCUCAAGAUUUGGAAUUCAAGUUCUUCCAAAAGCAAAGUCAGCAGCCGAAGAUCUUGAAACAAAAUGUGAUCCGUGCAAGGAAAAGCACCCACCCAACAUUACCUACCGUACCUCCUAAAAUGCCGCAAUCAAAAUCCCCUUUCCUCAAAAUAGGAGUGCCUGGUCGAUUAUAUAAAGCUGACAGUUGUACUAUUGUACCGUCCAACAUUACUAAGAAAUGUGAACGAAAAGUUCAGAAACCGAGAUGCAUCAGUUGCAGACAUUCUACAUUAUAGCAUUCUGACAUCCUGGCAGAUUUUAAAGAUGAUUGCUUUCAGAAGAAAGAAUACUAAUGGAAACAAAGAAGAAAAAAUCCAUAAUCUUUGCUCAAGCUUGUUAUUAAGCAGAUGUUAUUCCCUUAUCAGUUGAAUCAUUAUAUACCUUCUUCUACACAUGUAUGUGUGUAAUGGAAUGACAUGCUUAUGCAAAUGAUAAUUCAAGAAUAAAACAGAAAACAGAAACAAGGACAAACUCCUUGGCGCUAAUAAAGCCCAGGCAUGACCAAUUUUCGGCAAUGUCCCUGUAUGACACAUUUGUCCAGUCACUGGACAUUGUGUGAUUCAAUUACCAUCAAAAGAUAGCAUUGUUAUUUCUUUUUUUUUUUUUUGGUCUUUAAUUAUUA